Chroicocephalus ridibundus (black-headed gull) is the source of this 2799-nucleotide messenger RNA. RefSeq names its product angiopoietin like 4 (gene ANGPTL4). Gene Ontology annotation, biological process: triglyceride homeostasis. The transcript is spliced from 7 exons. Gene Ontology annotation, molecular function: enzyme inhibitor activity. The record is from RefSeq and is a predicted model, not a curated record. NCBI's taxonomy places the organism in Eukaryota, Metazoa, Chordata, Aves, Charadriiformes, Laridae. The coding region runs from base 40 to 1482 and encodes 480 amino acids.
GCGGCGGCGGGGCGAGCACUGCCGGGCGGCCGGGUAGCCAUGCAGCUGGUCGGGGCAACGCUGAUGCUGCUGCUGUGCGCCGCCGCCGCGGCCCUGGGACCCGCACCGGGACCCGCACCCGCAGCGGGGCGGCCGGGGGCCGAGCGGCGGGCGGCGGCCGGCAAAGAGCGGCGGGCGCAGUUCGCCUCCUGGGACGAGGUGAACGUGAUCGCCCACGGGCUGCUGCAGCUCGGCCACGGCCUGAAGGAGCAUGUGGACCGCACCAAGGGGCAGAUGCGGGAGCUGGGCAGCCGGCUGAGCGCCCACAACAGCUCCAUGGGGCGGCUGCUGCGGCAGGCGCGGGAGGCGCAGGAGCGGGGCGAGCGGCUGCGGGCCAGCGUGCGGGAGCUGGAGGGCCGCGGCCGGCAGCUCCUCAACCUCUCCGAGGCCCUGCGGCAGCGCCUGGAAGAGGUGGCGGCCGACAAAGCCGAGAUCCAAGGGCGGCUGGAGCAGCUGGAGGGCCGUGUCCGGCAGGCGCUGCAGGCGCGGCCGGCCGGGAACCAGAGCGCCAAGGACCUGGGAGCGCUGCAGUCACUGAUGGACGCACAGAACUCGCGAAUCGAGGAGCUCUUGCAGAAGAUCAAGCAACAGCAGUACAAGCUGGACAAGCAGAAUCUGCAGAUUAAAAGCCUGCAGAGCAAGGUCAACCUGCUGAUCCCCUUACACCUGAAGGACAACAAAACGCAGUCUCCGAAAUGGAAGAUAAACCCGAAGAAGAGCCUCAGCCUCACCAACCAGAGCCAGAACGCCAGUGUGGAGCCCGUGCCGACACAGAAGCUCCCGGAGGAUUGCCACCAGCUCUUCCUGGCCGGGCAGCAAAGCAGCGGCAUUUUCCAGGUGCAGCCCGCAGGGUCUCAGCCCUUCAAAGUCUACUGUGACAUGACUUCAGAAGGUGGCUGGACAGUGAUCCAGAGGCGCACAGAUGGCUCUGUGGACUUUGACCAGCUUUGGGAUGCCUACAAGAAUGGCUUUGGAGACCUUCAUGGUGACUUCUGGCUGGGUCUGGAGAAGGUACAUCACCUUGUCCAAGAGGGAAGAUACGAUCUCUUGAUUGAGCUGGAAGACUGGGAGGGAAAUUCCCAGGUAGUUCAGUUUGUCUUCAGCCUUGGUGGUGAGAGCACAGCCUACACGCUUAACCUGCUGGGACCUCUGUCUGGAGAGCUGGAAAACGCCAUCGGGGACUUCAGGCAGCUGCCCUUCUCCACUCGGGAUCGUGACCAUGACCUCAAAGCUGACACAAACUGUGCCAAGCAUCUCUCAGGUGGCUGGUGGUUCAGCACCUGUGGCCAUGCCAACCUCAACGGGAGGUACUUCCGCUCCAUCCCUCGCCAGAGGCACGAGCGCAAGCAGGGCAUCUUCUGGAAGACAUGGAAAGGCAGGUAUUACCCGCUGAAGUCAACCACCAUGAAGAUCCAACCCGCAGCACUGGAGGCAGAGCCCUAAAGCUGCCACUUGAGACUUGACCUUCUCUGCGGAGCACAGACCUGAGCUCCAUCACUUGGUGUUUACAGAAAACAAACCCACCCUCCCCAGGAAGUCCCCACAAGGAGCAUUUCUCUUGGUUAGCAGCCCUUUGGUGGCAUGAUGCAGCUCCUCACUAGAAGUAAAACAGCUCCGUGUUGCUGAAGCCCCUGGGUGGGAGCUCCCAAACCAGAAGAGGAGCCACCAGCAGGGAGACCCACCUCCAGAGCAUGCACAAAGCUCUUCCAACCUGCCACGUGCUGCCGUGGCAAGUUCAAGUUGUUUGGUGCUUUCUGUCCUGUCUGAACACUUCUGUGCCGGUUUUGAUGGGCUGGGGCUGGGGGGAAGGGGAGCAUGUGAGGUGUUUCACUACCCUGGACCCAAAUGGGUACGGAGCCUUGCUGUAUCCUGUGUCUCACUGUUGGUCCCAACUGAUGUCUUAUGUACCCUCCUGUGGAAGCUCCCAGACCCUCCUUCCCCCUGGUGCCGUGGAGCGGUGAAGCCUUAGGCAGCUCCAUCUGUGCAGACCCCGCUCUUGUGACUUCAGCCCGCUGAGAAUAGGAGUUUUGGGGGGAAGGCUGAAGGACACCCUUUGCAGAAGGGGACUUCAGGCUCACUUGGCUUCCCUGGCCCCUGUGGCUUUGAGGCCCUGUCUUUCUGGCUGUGCUGGAAUUUGCCGGGAGCUGGGGAAACUGCUUCCAACUCCAGGAGGCGAUGGGUGGGAUCCUGCAGCCCCUUGCAUGAGGGCCAGAUUUUGGAAGGCUGAAUCUUAAGCUCUGCCCGAAGCCGACCGGUGCUGCUGGGGAUGGUCAGGACGAGCACUAGGACAGCCCUGCUGCCAGCUGUAGAUCUCCCGGGGGGGCUGCCUUCUCCCAGAAGGCUCCACGUACUUUGCAGAGUGAACAGCACCAUCCUGCGCGCGUGCCCCAGACCUCGCUCUACAUGGCCAAGGGGCAGCAAGGGUUUCUCGGCAAGAGCCGCCCCACCUCGUUCGGGUGCGUAGGUCGGUGCUGUCGUACAGCGUUGCCUCUGGCCUGGGCGUCUGGGGGAGAGGUGGGCAAAACAGGUCCCCAAAAAAGUGUUUAGGGGCCAAGCUGCCGUCUUGGGGCAUCCCGAGCAUCCCGCCCUAUUGAAGUCAUAUUGACUACCCGCGCUAGAGCUCCUAGCUGCUAAAUACUGUAAAUAGCCAUUUGUAGGAUUGUUAGAUCUCGUCGAUGAAUUUCCUGUUUUAAUUUGUUUCCAUAUUUAAAUGCAGUGUUAAUAACAAUGUGGUGUAAUUUAUAAAUGUUGAUGCUGGGA